Molecule: messenger RNA, 4314 nt
Organism: Terrapene triunguis (Three-toed box turtle)
Lineage: Eukaryota; Metazoa; Chordata; Testudines; Emydidae
Product: oocyte zinc finger protein XlCOF6-like
Exons: 3
Coding region: 276-2003 (575 amino acids)
Source: RefSeq, a predicted model, not a curated record
CUCUGUACCAAACGCAGUUCCUAUUCCUGGGAGUUUACACGUGUCCAAAAAUGAGACUGUGUGUAUGAAACAUCCACAGCAGAAUAUAAACACGCUGUACAGCACAGAAACACGUCCCUCUGCCUGGCUGAGUCUCAGGGCGUCAGCAGUAGGUGCUGAGUGUAUGUCCCCCUGGAUUUCAGGUGCCAGUGACAUUUGAGGACGUCGCUGUCUAUUUCACCCUUGAGGAGUGGGAGAAAUUGACAGAAUGGCAGAAGGCGCUGUACCGGGAGGUGAUGAGGGAGAAUUAUGAUCAUCUGAUUUCACUAGGGUAUCCAGUUCCCAGACCUACUCUUGCGUUGCUGAACAAUCCGGAGGAAGAGCCAUCGCUCUGGGAGCAUCAGGAUCUGGAAGAAAUAGAAUUACCUGAAACCGCUGAUUUCAGGCUCCUAAUUAAGGAGGAUGAGGAUGAUAAGGAAAAUGCUGAGAACCUGGGACAAGUCGAGACACCAUCCAGAGACUCGGAAAAGGAAUAUAAUUUGCUUUUUUCUAUCCAGGGAGUAAACCGCACUGGUCAGGGCAGCCUUGCUGUGGGGAGGAGAAAAGCCCACCUGAAAGGAAAGCCUGUUGAAACCACAAAUCCACAGCAGCUCAGCCCAGAUGAGAAACCUCACAAAUGUAGCGAAUGUGGGAAAAGCUUCCAGAAGCGUGGGAAUCUGAAAUGCCACUUUCGGACGCACACCGGGGAGAGACCCUACACCUGCCCGGAGUGUGGAAAGAGCUUUCGCCAAAAGCACCAUCUGGUAACACAUCAGAGAACCCAUUCAGGGGUGGCACCGUAUAACUGCCCCCAGUGUGGGAGGAGCUUCAGCACGUCUGCCCGCUUUAAAACACACCAGAGCACCCACCUGGGGGAGAGGGCAUUGCAUGGCAGAGAGGGUGGGGAAAGCUUCCAGACGCACGGGGUUCUUCACGUUCACCAGCGAACUCAGGCUGGGGAGGAGCUGCACGUGCGUAACGACUGUGGGAGAAGUUUCAGCUGUAAGCAAACCCUUAGGAUCCACCAGAGAAUCCACGCUGGAGAGAAACCAUACAGAAGCCCUGGCUGCGGGAAAAGCUUUUGCAUGCCCGUGCAUCUCAAACUGCACCAGCAGAUCCACAUGGGGGAGCGGCCCCAUACGUGUGACGAGUGUGGGAAAAACUUCCGGAAGAGCGAGCACCUGAAGCGGCACAAUCGGAUCCACACAGGGGAGAGACCCUUUGCAUGCACGGCGUGCGAGAAAAGCUUCAUCCAGAAGCAGCACCUGGUGAAGCACCAGAGGACCCACACGGGCGAGCGGCCCUACCUGUGCAGCGAGUGCGGGAAGAGCUUCCGGAUACGCAAGGAUCUCAGCUUUCACCAGCAAAUCCAUACGGGAAAGACGCUCCACGUGUGUGAGGCUUGCGGGAAGAGCUUCAGCCACAGGCAAUCGCUCGUGAGGCACGCGAGAACUCACGCCGGGGGGAGCACCUACACGUGUAAUGACUGCGGAGAAGGCUUCGCGGUGCACAAGCAGCUCCGACGGCAUCGGCAAAGUCACGCUGCGCAGAAGCCCUCCGAGCACACCUGCAGCGAGUGUGGGAAGGGCUUCCGGAAGAGCGAGAACCUGAAGCGCCAUUUGCACACGCACACAGGGGAGCGCCCAUUCCUCUGCACCGAGUGCGGGAAAAGCUUCAUCCAGAAACAGCACCUGGUGACGCACCAGAGAACGCACACGGGCGAGCAGCCCUACCUGUGCAGUGAAUGUGGGAAGAGCUUCAGCACCGCCGAGUGCCUGAAGAUCCACCGGAGAAUCCACACAGGCGAGCGGCCCUACCUGUGCAGCGAAUGCGGGAAGAGCUUCCGGACACACCGGGUGCUGAAAGUUCACCAGCAAACUCACACCGGGGAGAGUCUCUUCAUCUGCUGCAACUGUGGCAAGAGCUUUCGGCACAAGCAGACUCUGGUGAUGCACCAGAGGACACACGCUGGCGAGAAGCCCUAAGACUGCACCCUUUGAGGAGACGCCAUCCGGACCCUCAAGCUCCUCAAGAUGCAUCAACACAAGCACACAGGAGUCUGGCUCUACACCUGCAGCAAGUGCGGGAAGAGCUUCCAGAAGGGCGAAAACUUGAAAUGCCACUUUAAGACUCACACGGGAGAGAGACCUUACUGGUGCACCCAGUGUGAAAAGGGCUUCAUUCAGAAGCAUCAUCUCCGCACGCACCAGUGAACCCACCACGGGGACAGAGAAACAUGUGGGUGAGGGAUAUGCACCUGUCUUCCCCCAGGGUGAACGUCUGCAAUGUCCCCUGGAAACCCACCUACACGGAGGAGCUGAGUGGGGAGCUCCCAUUCCGGGUGGUCAGUGUUGACGACUUUCCUUUUCCUGGCAAUGAGGCACCGGGGUAAUAGCCUAUCUGGAAGGAGAUGGCAGAUGAACAUCUCAAGCAUUGGGAACUGAAUCCAGGAAAAUUUCUUGGGUGAGUGAAGAUCAACAAAAGAUAUUGGAGAUGCUCCCAGUUGUUGUGAGCUAACAAGCCACAAGAAAUCCAGGGUAACCAUCUACCCCUUUUAAAUAUGGGGAGAUGCAGAAACAUAUCUGGGGAAAAACUCCUCAGCAAAGUGGGCUGCCUUAUGGACUUAGGAGUGGAAGGAACUCUUUCAGGUGUAUGAACUUCUGGUCAGCCAGGGAAGGCUGUCAGAGAGUGACAUUCAGAAACAAGCAAUGAACAGUUCAGCACAAGGGAGCCCACACAGGAGAGAGGCCAAAUCAAUGGACCAAUCAGGUGUAUGACUGGGAAUCACUGAACAGAGUAAUAACCAAAGGAAGGAGAGAAAAUGUCUAGCGCGGCGAAGGGGGAAUCACUAGAAAUAACAGGCGGAAACGGAGCAAUGGUAAAAGUAGGCUGAAUAACCGUCUCCAAAAGGGAGACCUAGUUGUCUGUGACACGGUCUCCCAGAGGAAGCUGUGGAAGCCCCAAAGCUGGGACCUUUUGAAAGAAGAUUGAGCAAAGCCUGGGGGAGCGGUGCUGCCAUGGCAAAGGGGAGGAGUGCUUGAAGUGGCUUAAUAUGUCUCUCGCGUUCAGCUGCAAAAUCAAGUUGCCAUCCGCAGCAGACCAGUGACGGGAGAAACCAGGACUCGAGUACAACAGUUGGAAAUGAAAACCAAACCCAACCCAUCUACUGUUAGAAGGGAUGCCCAGUUAAGGCCAGAUCCUCCACUGGUGUGAACUGGUGUAGCAACAGUGACCUCAAAGGCGUUAUCCCAGUUUACACCAGCUGAGAAUCAGGCUGUCCUUCAAAGUGGUGCCCAGAGGAAGGACGUGAGUGGAUUUGCCGUUUGACAACGCCCCAAAUAAUCGCCCUGCAAAUUUCAGAAAUGCUCCUGAGAAUGAGUCCUCCUCAAAUCUAUAGGCCAAAGGCAUCCCUGAUGUAAAUCUCCUGACUUCAGUGGCAAUACACCAGUGAUUUGUUUGGCCCUUGGUCUCAUACUAUAAACAGGAGAUGAAGCGUUGCCAGCGUUUGCGUGUAUUUUGCUACUUAAAGAAAGAAGUUGGCUGGGGUGUUCCAGACAGGCCAACCAGUCGUCCAGCCUUGGGUGCAGGACAUCCCAUGUGCUUUGUUUCAAGGCAGUUCUAUUAGAAACGUACCAAAGUUUAUCUAGAGAAAAGACCCGACCGGGGGUACAGAUGGGUUUUGUUUCUUUCGUAGUGCCCAUCAUGGAGCACCCUAGAGGGUCAAGUAGGAACACACCCCGUAACCCCAGAUGGGCUGAAGAAAGCUCCUUGCCCCAGCAGGUGCAGAGAGAGCCUCAUGAAGCAGGUUCCCGCAGUCCUGCGGGCCUGUUACAAGAGCCACACUUGUGACGCUGAGCUCAUGGGAUAAAGCUGGGAGGUGGGCAUUAGCCACGUGAGGAAGAGCCAUAUAGAGAUGUGGGGCUGGGCUCCUCAUGGUGCUGAGCGUUCUGCCUGCCCGCCCACCAAUGCCAGGGAGAGCAUGCAGCACCACCCUGGAGGGGCUCGGUGCCCAGCAUCUUGUGCAUCUUCUGGAAAAGAAACCCAAGUGAGAGGUCAGCUCUGACCACCAGCAGGGGAGGUGGGCAGAGGAGAGAGCAGGCAUUGGAGGAUCCCUGACCUCCAUGGGUUCUGUGCAUGCCUGGAAUGUGCGGGAGAGGGCCAAUAAAUAGACUGCCCUCAACAGGAGUUGUGGCUGAAUUUUGUCCAGCAGGUCUAACGGUGAGAGCAUUGCGGGGGAAAUUCAGCCCAUGCAGAUGGCCUAUGCACCUCUCAAAUCCCACUUCAGCCAGCGGCCCC